AUGGGAAGUGACAGGUUUUGGAAUGCCGAGGUCAUCUCCAUCGACUCGGACGAUGACAAUCUGGAGGUGACGCGCUAUGUUGACUCUCGCAAUAGGAAACCUACUACUGCAGAGAGCACACAACCACCACCCGUAAAGUCCGAACCCCACAAUCCCGGUCCCUUGACCAGUCUACUUGAGGACAGCGAUGAGUCCGACUUCAACGAUGGCGCGUCGGCGUACAAGAAGUUCAAGGAACGCAAGUCCCUCAAACGCAAGCAGAGUCUCGCCUCAACCCGCAAAGCCAAGGCCAAACGAGAAGGAGAUGUGAUUGUGGGCCGGGUUCCCAAGCAGGAGCGAGGCAAAUCACGGGUCAAGCAGACGCAGAAGCAGUAUGGCGCGGUGUCGUCGGAAGAUGAGCUGAUGGAGCACACCCUCCCGAACUAUUUGCAGCGCCGUCGCGUACAGUUUGAUCGCAGAAGGGAGCAUCUUCAGGAAUUGGGGCUCAAGUUACCGCCAAGUUACACCGAUAUCGACUUCUCCGACGAUGAACGUCUGGAGCACCUCCGGGAGAGACCUGCGUUCCCAGAUCAGCCACCGAGCCGAGAGUAUAAGGACAUUACGCUCCCCUACUCCCUAGGGCUGAUCCCAGCACCGAUCGCGCAGUGGCUGCGCCAGUACCAAGUGGAAGGAGUAGCGUUUUUGCACGAGUUGUUCGUUUACCAAAAGGGAGGCGUCUUGGGCGAUGACAUGGGUCUCGGAAAGACCAUUCAAGUCAUCGCUUUCCUGACAGCAGCAUACGGCAAGACCGGAGAUGAGCGGGAUGCGAAGAGGAUGCGCAAGAUGCGCAGAUCCGUAAACAAUGCCUGGUAUCCGCGCACUCUGAUCGUAUGCCCGGGAAGCCUUAUCCCGAACUGGAGGGCGGAGUUUGCUCGUUGGGGGUGGUGGCAGGUUGAUGCAUACCACGGCGAUAACAAGGAACUGGCUUUGCAUGCUGCCAGAUCGGGGAGGUUGGAGAUCUUGAUCACUACCUACACGACUUAUAUGAACAACAAGGAUGCGGUCAACAUGGUCGAGUGGGACUGCGUUAUCGCCGACGAAUGCCAUAAGAUCAAAGAACGAAAGUCUGGGACGACCCAAGCGAUGAAUGAAAUCAACGCCCUCUGUCGAAUUGGAUUGACUGGCACGGCGAUCCAGAACCGGUACGAGGAGCUGUGGACGCUACUAAACUGGACGAACCCCGGCGUCCUCGGCCCUGUCACCACCUGGAAAACGCAGAUUGCCACUCCGCUCAAGAUUGGACAGUCCCACGAGGCAACCCAAAGUGAACUCAGCAGGGCCCGCAAGACAGCCAAGAAGCUCGUCGAGAAUCUCCUGCCGCAAUUCUUUCUGCGUCGGAUGAAGACCUUGAUUGCCGAUCAGCUGCCCAAGAAGAGUGACCGGGUCGUCUUCUGUCCUCUGACUGAAACACAGGCGGAAGCCUACGAGACCUUCCUGGAGAGUGAUAUUGUCCAGUACAUCAAGCAAUCCUCACAAAGGUGCGGUUGUGGAUCGGGGAAGAAAGCUGGCUGGUGCUGCCAUCGUAUCAUCCCUGGCAGAGACGUGCCGUGGCAGUCGUACGUCUUCCCGGCGAUGACCGUAUUGCGACAUCUAAGCAACCAUUUGGCCGUUCUCAUUCCGCAGGGGAACGAUACCCGGGAAAAACAGGAGAAAGACAAGGAUAUGCUCCAGCUCGCCUUGCCCCGAGAGUGGGAGAAGCUGUAUCGCAGCCGAGAUUCAAUCAUCAACUACGCAAACCCUGAGUUCUGCGGCAAGUGGAAGGUUCUGCGAAAGCUUUUGAAAUGGUGGCAUUCGAACGGCGAUAAAGUCCUCGUCUUCUCGCACAGUGUCCGGCUCCUGAAGAUGCUGCAGGUCCUCUUCCAUCAUACCAGCUAUAACGUCAGCUACCUGGACGGAUCGAUGAGCUACGAGGACCGCGCGCGGGUUGUCGACGAGUUUAAUUCUGACCCACGUCAGUUUGUUUUUCUCAUCUCUACCCAAGCCGGCGGUGUUGGACUGAACAUCACCUCGGCCAACAAAGUGGUAGUGGUCGACCCGAACUGGAACCCGGCGCACGACCUCCAAGCCCAGGACCGCGCCUAUCGCAUUGGACAAUCGCGCGAUGUCGAGGUCUUCCGGCUCAUCUCCGCAGGCACCAUCGAGGAAAUCGUCUACGCGCGGCAGAUCUACAAGCAGCAGCAGGCCAACAUCGGGUACAAUGCCAGCUCUGAGCGGCGCUAUUUCAAAGGCGUCCAGGAGAAGAAAGACCAGAAAGGCGAGAUCUUCGGUUUGGAUAACAUGUUCGGAUAUCACAAUGACGGCGUCGUUCUGCGCGAUAUCGUCAAUAAGACCAACGUCGCCGAAAGCCGCGCCGGCGUUCAGGUCAUGGACAUCGAAGUCGAAGAGGAAGACACCCGCGAAAACGGCGAGGCCACUACCAAAACCGAAGAUGAGGCAAUGAGCCAGCUUGCCGCCGAGAUCUGCGGCGACGACAAGAACGCAGUGAAGCGCGAACGAUCUUCCACCAAUCCACAGGCCAAAACCAGCCCUCACAAACACGACCCCAUCCAAGCCAUCCUCGCCGGCGCAGGCGUGGAAUACACCCACCUCAACAACGAAGUAAUCGGCUCCUCGCGCGUCGAAGAACGACUCAGUCGCCGCGCUCAGCUGGCAUCCGACGACCCGGCCGCGGACUGCCAGGUCUUCAAGCCAUCUCAAGAUAUCGUCGGCGACGACGCCUUGGAUCCAUUUGCCGAGGGUCCUGCUGCGGGCUUGAGCUUUGGCAGAGCGGGACCAGACGACCAGCCAUUCCGGUUUCGGUACAAUCCACCUCAGGACGUGCUGCGCCGCCAGUUCUGUAGCAUGGCGCGCCGGCUUGGGUACACGGAUGCGACAGAGUUUGCGCUCGUCGUGGAGAGUAUGACACAGGCGCAGCGAAGGGCUUGUCUUGAGAGGUGGUAUCGAGAGAGGCGGGAACUUCUUCUUGCAGAUGAGAAGGUCAAAGAAGAGAUCAAGCAGGAGAAGUGA
Molecule: messenger RNA, 3045 nt
Organism: Penicillium riverlandense
Lineage: Eukaryota; Fungi; Ascomycota; Eurotiomycetes; Eurotiales; Aspergillaceae
Product: putative DNA excision repair protein (Rad26L)
Exons: 2
Coding region: 1-3045 (1014 amino acids)
Molecular function (GO): ATP-dependent chromatin remodeler activity; ATP binding
Source: RefSeq, a predicted model, not a curated record